Molecule: messenger RNA, 7250 nt
Organism: Elgaria multicarinata webbii
Lineage: Eukaryota; Metazoa; Chordata; Lepidosauria; Squamata; Anguidae
Gene: C2CD3
Product: C2 domain containing 3 centriole elongation regulator
Exons: 33
Coding region: 8-7153 (2381 amino acids)
Biological process (GO): centriole elongation; cilium assembly
Cellular component (GO): centriolar satellite; centriole
Source: RefSeq, a predicted model, not a curated record
GAGGAGGAUGAAGCAGAAGAAGCUGAAGGGCGGCCCGGCCCGACCCGGCCCAGGCCGUAAACGGAAGGGUCUCAGUGAUAUCUCGCCCUCGACCAGCUUGCCACCUCUUGUGGAAGGACAGCUGCGCUGCUUUCUGAAGCUGACUGUUAGCAAAAUCUUGUGGAUGGUUGCCAAGCCGCCCCCUUCCUGCCUCAUCCGAGCCAGGUGGUGGGGAGAAACCUCAGACGGCACUGUCUUUGUCCCCCGGGAUACCUCGCAAGCUGAGCAAAAGACACUUAAAACCACCACCCGCUACCCAGUUCGGUGCGGACCGAAACAGUUCUCCUCUUACCUGACAGAUAUGGGUGUUCUUAUCCUGGAAGUCAUGACCAAAUCAGAUCACCUCCCAAUUGGACGGGUUCAAAUCAGCGGGCUGGCACAGCUCUCUCCAAGCCACCCAACCAGUGGAUUUUUCACCAUUGUUUCACCAACUUCUGAAAAGAUGGGGGAGCUGCAGGUAUCGCUGGUUUUGGAGCCUCUGUCUGAAACCUAUGACAACAGUAGCUCCAUCCCAAACACAGACGUGAGCUUCAAUGUUGGUUUGUCAGCACAGGGAGCCAAAGAAGCAGCCGAAACUAGCCCAUUUCUUGCCCCAUCACAGCUCCACAGGCCACCCAGCACAAAUAUCAUUGGAAGAGAGUCUUUGAACAGCAGCAGGGCCACUACACCAAGGGGAAAGGAUCACUUGUACUUCCAAGAGAACUCCGAGAACGUAAAAGACUUUUCUGGGCCUCGGCAUCACCUGAUCCUGGGGCCGAGUGAUUCCUUGACUGCAAAUGAUCCCAAGCAACAAGGAUCGUUUCCCAGCAGCUCUGAUCGUGAGGCUCAAGUUAGGUUAGCUGGGAGGAGUCCAAAUCCAAUCCGUGUUCUUUCUUGCAACAACCCAGCCACAAAAGAUCUCCUUUCAGCCCUUUUGGAUCAAGGCAACCGGCUCCGAGAUGCCAUGGCGGUGUCCGCAAUGAAAUCCUGUCUAGCGCCUGGUAUGGAGCUGAACGCGGCUCAUCCUCUGGCAAACCGAGACAUCGGCAGACUAGCCGCGAAGAAUCUUAAAAACCUGAACCCCGUCCACGUGUCUGCUGUUCAAGACCCACUUCAGCCGCCGCUUGACUGCUCGGAAUUUGAUUUGCAUGCUGAAAACAGAGCCAUCCAGCUCUUGUUGGGCAGUUCUGAUUUUUCUCCUGUACGGCUUUUGGAUGGUACAGGCUCCCCUCCGGAAUCUCUCUCUCUUGGGAGUGACAUGUAUGACAGUGAGCUGAAUGACCCCCACUAUGACCAAAGUCUGUUAGAGAAUUUGUUCUACACAGCUCAAAAGUCUGACAGCAGCUUAAGUGACUUCCUCAGCGAAGAGGAGGAUGGUGUUUCUUCUGGGAAACUAAAGCGGUCACAGAACAGCAAACCUCAGAGGUCUCCAAAGGCUUUGGAGCCUAGCCCCUUGGGUCAGAAAGGGAAAGGCGUAGAGACGAAAUCCAGCAGUUCCCCUGGUAGACCCCUUGCUCUUCAUGAGACUUCCAUGGAGUCUACAGGGGAAACACAAGCAGUCAACUUGAGUCUCGACAGGCUGACAGUGUUGGGUCGGAUCCAUUUAGCGAGAGCAGUGGUCGAGAGCUUAAGGAUCCCCCCUGAAGACGGCACUCAGAGCAUCCCAGGCAAAAAAAGUUCCACCGGAAAACCACCUAGGCCAACAUUGGCUAAAAAGAGGACGUACUUUGUCGAGUAUCACUUUCCAGUGGGAACCUCGAAGAAUGGAAUAGGACAGGUUGCCGUGACUACGGAAAUAGUUCGGGUAGCUUCAAGUAAGAUCUCCGGGGAAGUGGUGAAAUUUCAACAGCGGUACGUGUUCCCCGUUCACUUCAGUGGCUCAAUGAUAACACACUGGUGGAACUCGGACCUUGAGUUUAACAUCUAUGUGAAAAAAGGUGCACAAAGGAAGCCUCAGCUGGCUGGCUCAGCAGCUUUUCCUCUCCGUGAUGUAAUUCAGUCUGAGCAACUAACGGUCAGCCACGAACUGCCUGUGAAAGAAGAUGGUGUUCCAGCCCAGCUUGGGCCUUUAAAGGUGGCAUUGGAGCUUGCAGCUGACAACAAAGACUUCUCCAGCGCCCACGCCAGGGCAGUGAACGUGGCACUGCAGGCUCCUGUUUACUCGGUGAGGAGCCCUGGGGUGAAGUUUCCAGACGUUGGCAGGAGCAACGCCCCUGCUGAAAGCCCUCGUCUCUUGAAACAAAGCCAUUGCCAGCUCUCAAAGAGAAGCCAAGAACCCAAGCUGGCAGCUUCAGAAAAACCCAGCCUGGAUGUGGGUUGGGGGUCCAUGCCGACCUCCGUGUCCCGUAACCUCCUGACCCAGUUGAGUGCAUCUGAAGAGGAGGGCUUGCUGUUGCACGUCCUCCUGAUGGUCCCGGAAGGGCGGGUCUUUGUUCCUCAAGACGCUGGGCUCCGCGGCUCUUGCAACGCGUAUCUAAACUGCAAACUCUUCAGCACGGAAGAAGCCACGAGGUCUGCUGUCGUAUGGGGAACCACGCAACCCACCUUCCAUUUUUCCCAGGUAACUCCUAUUUCAUUGACGUCUAAACAUCUGGAGAGGCUGAAGAACAACGUCAUGGUAAUAGAGGCUUGGAAUAAGGUGCACAGCCCUGGAGGGGACCGGCUGCUAGGACUGGUGAAACUCCCACUACAUCAGUUCUAUGUUUCAUUCAGGGACCCCAAGAUUUCCAACCUGUUGCUUCAGGCUCAGUACCCAGUGCUGGCCGUGGAUGGCUCCGUGCCUGUGGUGGAUGUCUUCACCGGCAGCAAAAGCGGGAGCCUGAAGGUCAUUCUGGCCAUGGGUUCCGCAGACCAGGUUGUGGCCCUGCAGAGGCUCAAGAACGAAGAAGGGGUGGCGCCUCCGGUUGGGCAGCGCCCUCCACAUGCCCUGGACUCCCUUCCUGCGCCUCUUUCAAAGCCGUCAGACCGAGAACAGGAAGACCUGAUGGAGCAUGUCUUUGAGAUCCACAUUGAGAGUGUCAAAGGACUCACUCCCCUCCAGUCCACCGUCUGGGGAGAAGCUGACUGUUACGUGCAGUAUCACUUUCCGGUUCAGGAGUUGGAAUCCGACGUGCUGCGUGGGAAGGAGUUAUAUGAGAGCGGCCUUGAGUUAAAGCCUUUCCGCUCAGCAACUACCUUGUGCGUCCCUGACCCCACCUUCAACGACGAGCGUCAUCACGCGUUGCUGAUCCCUGCUGACGUCCCCGUCCAGCGGCUGCUGCUCAGCGCUUUCUCUGCACAAGGCUUAGCAGGAGGAGGAGGAGUCCAGUUUGAGAUCUGGUGCAGGUAUUACUACCCUAAUGUCCGGGAUCAAAUGGUCGCCAGGGGGACCUUGCCGCUGUCACGCCUGUGUGCCAUGGUGACUAUGCAGCAGCGGGAGGAAGUGGGGAUCCAGACUUUUAGCCUGCCCUUAAUCCCAAGAACUGAGGGCUCAGGGGAGCCCCAUCCCCGGUCUUCAGGUUUGCUUGACGUGAGCAUAAAGUACAGGCACUCCCUGAAAGUAGCUGAAGGCAUCCUAGCGGCUCAGACGGUUUCAAUUUCUGUUCAGAUACACUUAGCAGCUGGUUUGCAGGCAGCAGCAAGAGCUUUGGCCGACAAGAAUCCUUCGCUCCAAUAUAGCGCAGAAAUCGGAGUCAAUGCCUACGUGUCGGUCCACGUCCCCUUCCUCCCCGAGGCAGAGAGGCGCAACACCCGCGCUGUGGCUCGUACGUUUUGCCCGGAAUUCGAGCACCACACUGAAUUCCCAUGUAACCUCGUGGUCCAGAGAAGCAGCGGAGAAGCGCGUUGUCUUGGAGAGCUCUUGCAGCAUUCGGAGAUUGACUUCUCCAUCUUCCACAAGAACCUGAAUGCAGCUCCAUAUGCAACAAAAACUCAAAGUUCAAGGGACGAACUGCUUGGAGUUGUCAAGGUUCCAACCAGAGACCUGUUGAUCAGAAGAUCAGGUAUUAGAGGCUGGUACCCAAUAACUCUUCCGGAGGAUCUGGUGCCUUCUCGCUGUGAAAACGUCCUGCAGACUGUAGUUGGAGGUCUGGAGGUCUCUGUUACCUUUGCUCACCCUGGGGACCGAGAGCGCGUUCUGGAUGCUGCUAAGCUUUUAGGCUGGAACUGGGAGGAAGCCCACGCUGAGAGUCUGCAGGACGACAACGAGGAUGAAGGCCAACCUGCUCCAAAGCUUGUAACGGUUUCCGUUUCCAUCCCUCGGCUGUGGCUGCCCGUGCAGUGCGUGUUACUUGCAGGACAGGCGCACUUAAAUAAAAGUGUCUAUUGCUACGUUCGCUAUAAGUUGUACGAUCAAGAAGCCACGUUGACAUCCCUUAGCAGGCCCAGAUUCGCCGAAGACCAGAAACACGUGACCGUGACCUUUAAGAAAACCGAACGAGUGGAUCUUCAUUGGAGCCAAGCGUUAUUGUGGUACUUCGGAGAGGAGAGGUUGGAGCUCCAGGUGUGGCGAGCUUAUGGGAACGAAAGCAGCACCGACAGACCGCUGGAUUCGGACCGUCUGAUUGGGUCGGCCUAUGUGGACCUUGCGGUGCUUGGAGAGAGCUCAAGACGAAGGAGAACAGUGAGCGGUGUCUUCCCCUUGUUCCAACGCAAGGCUUCAAACCUGUUGGGAGCCGCUGUGCGGGUUCACAUUUCUGUGGCUUCCGCCGGCCCCCGCAGAUUCGAACCUGCUGAAAACGGGAGCGACGGCAGCAGCGGCGAAAGUGAAGCAAAUCGGAAGGUGACUGAACAGGACUUGGAGCUUCCCUUGGAACCCAGUGCCUCAGUUGUGGAAAUCCUCAAUCAAAAACCAUCGGAGGAGGAGUCUCCUCCUGCAGUGGAUCCCGAGAAGACGUUUGCUGCUAGCAUCCUUGUGGAAAGAGCCAUGCACUUGAGCUUAAAAGGGAGCCCUCUCACUGAACGUGGAGUAACGUCACCCAGUAGCUACGUGUCCUUCGUUGCCGCGGAUGCUGAUAACCCUGUUACCACGGAAGUGGUUGAAAAUACAGAUUCGCCUGUUUGGGGCUUUCAGCAGCAGACCAGACUCUCCAAAGAGCUUCUGUUGGACCCGCAGCAAACGCUUGUGUUUAAAGUGUGGCAUAAAGCAGAUGUUGAGCGAGUGAUAGGAUUUGCCUCGGUGGAUCUCUCCCCGCUCCUCUCUGGCUUCCAGUUAGUCUGUGGCUGGUACAACAUCACGGACUUCAGCGGACAGUGUCAGGGGCAGAUCAAAGUAGCCGUCUCCCCCCUUGAGCAUAUAACCCACCUCAAAGAGGAAAGACAGGCAAGAAGCCGGACGAAAGCUCCAGGAUCAUCGAUUCUAGCGUCAAGCCCUUUCGCGUUCCAGGCAAGGGACUUGUAUGCUGCGUUCCCCACCUACUCCACCACAGCCAGCGAAGAGCUUUUCAACUCUUCAUUGAAGGGCGCUGAUGCCACCAAUCCUGAGAGCAGAACUGGAUCCUCCAUGUCCGGGAUGCCUCGACAUAAAGAGCACGUGCAGAACAUCCGCCGAUUCCACGAAUCGCUGCAGCAAGUAGAAGGGACCACUCACCAGGUUGGAAGGCUGGACUCGCUGUCCCAUUCCUCACGCAAUUCCCUUCUCAGGACUCUCAGAAAAAACCUGAGCGAGCUGGAUGAGAUCCAGAGGUACUUCAACCAGAAGCUGACCAGGGCUCUCCCUGACGUGGGCGCUCCCCACAGAGAGAGGGAUGAGCUCGACGCCGGUAACCGAAACCCUGCCUCCAGGGGGGUAGACUCAGAAGGGCAUCAUCUCUUGGAGAAGUCCAAUCAUCUGGUUUCUCAAGUCAGCAGCCUGAUCGUUGACCUGCAGAACAAUAUAAAGAGAAAUGCCGAAGAAUCUUCAGGUGUUCACGGAGAUGACAGCAGAUGCCCGAAUGCCGAUGACGCCUUUCGUGGUGUCCUGGAGCAGAGCGAAGGAGCUGCCAGGACUGAGGUGCCCAAAGUUCUCCCAAGGAAUGAACCCUCGCCUGCUUGUGUCGACCAAGAGCCUUUAUUCCCUCUUGGGAACUCUCGUUGCGGAGGAGACGUGCUGUAUGAAUUCCUCGGCCGUGCCACCUCCCAGAGAGACCCUCCUUUAUCUGCGCACUGCAGCCAGGGAGAGGAAGACGAUGCUCAGUCCCACAGCGAGGAAGAGUAUGACGAGGACAUCAUAGAACCCAGGACUCUGAAUGAAAUCACCACCGUAACAGACAGAACCAGUCCCUGGUCCAGCGUCAUCUCUGAACCGGAGCUGGAGGCUGGCCAAGAGGCGGUGAUGGUAAGGAAUGCUGAACAGCUCGUGGGGACUGCUGAGCAUUUACUUGAAGAGGGUAGUAUCCGAAGCAGCUCCUUGUCCAAUGUAACCCAAGAAGACCCCUCGAGCCCGCCUAGCACUGCUCGAUCCAGCGAUGGUCCCUUUGGAGAAGAAGGGAGUGCCGGAUGUGUGAGAAGACAAGACCUUGAAGGUAGUUCAGAAGAGCUGUUUCAUCCUGCCCCCAUCUCCACUGUGGACCAGGCAAAGGACAGGCCUGUACAUAAGCGAAGGUCGGAUCAGGAAGCAGCACCGGCAAUCCAGGGUGUAGGGGCUGAAAGAAAGCCGUUUGCUCCGUGUAGUGGGGGUGGAGGCUUUGCAACAGCUAGGGCCGUUGCUCCAGAGAUGGGGGAAGGAAGAGAGGAUUCACAUGGCAGCUCCCAAGCUGAGGAAGGAGUCGAUUCAAGCGGUGAGAGGCAGCAGCAUUGUCCUGAACCUCAGGAUACUACACAGCAUGCUGGAAGCAGCUCUGAUGAGAGUUACGAAGGCCCACCUGAAGAGCCGGGGAAGCCUCCGAAGCCCAGCGUAGUGCUCUCUGACCCUAUUGUGGUCCCCAACUUCUUCCUUCCGCCGCAAGAUCUGGAAGCCUCCAUGAGACUGCUCAGUAUUUCUUCUUCUCCUCCUCCUCCUCCGUCAGCUUCUGCUAGUAAAGCUGGAAGCGGUGGUGAUGCUUCUGCUUCUGCUGCUGGGGCAAUCCCUUACCGAAGGCCGAACCGUCACAAGCUGAGCAUGAUUCCAACACAGCUGCCAGAAGAGGAAACGAAAAGGAUUGCUAGAAUAUUUUCUGCACAGCUCUCCACAAAACCAUAGCAGAGGAAUUAGACCCGAAGGAUGCCCAGCAGCACUAGGCGAAACUGAAAUCCCUAGCAAGGGCGGCAGCUGGGACUCACUGCAAGGACGGUCUUCU